This is a messenger RNA of Aphis gossypii (cotton aphid), 748 nucleotides long. RefSeq lists its product as uncharacterized. Bases 8 to 661 code for a protein of 217 amino acids. NCBI's taxonomy places the organism in Eukaryota, Metazoa, Arthropoda, Insecta, Hemiptera, Aphididae. The record is from RefSeq and is a predicted model, not a curated record. The transcript is spliced from 4 exons.
ACAUACUAUGUCAAUCAUUAAUACUUCAUCAUCACCAUUUAAGGUGACUCAUGAAAAUUAUAUUGCAAGUACUUCUCAAUCUAGUCAAAAGCAGAUAAAUAAUGUCUUCAAUGAUAAAAAUGAUACUCUUGAAAAAAUUAACCGUAACGUGUUAAAUUUGAAGUAUAAAAUGAGAUCACUCCAUGAAAAGAUUGAUAAAAUUGAUGAAAUGAUCAGAAACAACACAAUGAACAGCAAUAUUGAAUUGAACAAAGAUGCAAGUGUAUCCGAUUUAUUUAUAUCACUAAACAGUGAUUUUCCUUUAGAGGAUGAAGAUGCUCUUCAAACAUUUGAAAAUAAGCUGUUAGAUAACAAUUGUAGGGUGCAAUUGGUGGCUGAACUUGCUCGUUAUGUGCGCAAUACAUUACCAAGUACCAUAAGGGCUAUGAUGCGUUUUCUUUUCAAAGACUCUUUACUACAAGAGUAUAGUUAUAAAGGGCAAAAGAAAAAAAGAGUGUUUUCAACUCUUGGAGCUAGCUCCAUUAUAUUUGAUGCUGUGAAAAACAUGAAACGUUAUCAAAAGCACGAUAAAAUUGAUGUGGAACAACCUAUGAAAAUUUUUAUUGCUGGUGCGAAAUUUAGAGAGCACAAAACUGUGGAACUACAAUCAAAUACAUUAUAAUAAUAUUAAAUGUAAUCAUUGUUAUUUAUGAUUAUGACUGUAGUAAAAUAUAUCUACUAUAAUAAUAAAUUUGUUGAUAUAAGUUUA